AUUCUGCCUAGCAUCACUUGCACCUGGACCACAGCCCUAUCCAACCCUUCAAGUAGCCCAGAUAAUCUGCCAAUCCCAGAACCAUCAAUAUCCUAAAUCAUCCGAAUUAUUAGUGUUUUAUUAUAAUUGUGCUGUCUUUACGACAGUUAUUGUUUAUAAUAUUUUCGCUUAGUAAUUCAUUCAAUAGUAUUUUCUAGUUAGAAUUAGAAGUGUUUAAAGUAUAUUCAUUGCAUGUAAAAUAUAUCGGAAUGCGAUGACGUCACAUCCGGUUUCGCCGCGUCUUGUGGGAAAACACCGGUUUGAAAUUAGCGCGAGGGUGGGGGCUUUCCACGAGGCUCACCUGAGCACAAGCAGUUUUGCAGGCAUGAGAAAUCACAGUGAGAGCAACGCUUUUUCACCAUAUGUUAAUGUGAAGAGUGAACAGUAAAUGGUUAAUCUUACUGCGAUCUGGUUCUUAUUAACUGUGGUUUAUCCGGACGUUAAAUUCGGCGUUUCGUUACACCCGAAGGAGAACGUGACAGUGAAAAAGCGGCAUUAUCAGGUGUUUCAAGUGCUGCAAUGUCAGCUCAAUCCAGCAUCAAGUCGACGCCGCCCAGCGACAAGGGCAGUAAACCGACAUCAAGUAAGCCCACCCGGGCGUUAUCAGGUGUUCCAAGUGCUGCAAUGUCAGCUCGAUCCGGGAUCAAGUCGAUGGCGCCCAGCGACAAGGGCAGUAGAACGACAUCAAGUAAGUCCGCACAGGCAAGAGCCAAGGCAGAAGCCGCCAAGGUGCGACUGCAUUACGCCAGACAAGAAGCAGUUUUGAAAAUGAAACUGGCCACCAGAGAAGCCGAAAUCCAGAAAGAAGAGGCUGCCAGAGAAGCCGAAAUCCAGAAAGAAAGGGCCGCCAGACAAAGAGAAGAGGCUGCCAGAGAAGCCGAAAUCCAGAAAGAAAGGGCCGCCAGAGAAGCCGAAAUCCAGAAAGAAAGGGCCGCCCGAGAAGCCGAAAUCCAGUUGGAAAUGGCAAAAAUAUCGACAGAGUUGCAAGUGCUGCAGCUAGAAAGAGAAGAAGCUGCUGCCAUGGCGGAAGCAAAGUACAUAGAAGAAGCUGAAGGGUCGCGUGAUCUGACCGCAGCAAGAUCUACUUUAGAAAGGACCAGACUGGAACGCACAAGCGACUAUGUACAAUCUCAAAUAGACAGGCAGGCUCGUCUCCCCUCUCCAUACGUAUUCGAUAACUUCCCCAGCUACGAGGAACCUCAGAGAGUCACGAUUGCAUCACAUCCAUACGAGGAAGGAAAUUUACCCUCACGGCUCCGUGAUGAAGUCAAGAAUGAAAGAACCGACAACGCUCCUUCACCCCCACAACAGGACGGCGGGGAGGGAGAGGUUCACUCCAGGACAACAAUUGUCAGCUCGAACUGUACAGAAGUUUGCGGUCAAACUCAGUCAAGCCGUUCUUGUUCCGAGAUCUGCCUCACUGAGGUGUACCCUAAAGAAGCACAACAAGACAUUACCAAGCGUAAAGUAACCGACGAGACGCUAGGUCAGUCAGUUUUCGUUCAAACCGAGGACGGAAACAAACUUGCACAAUCAGCUCAAGAUACCAUUUCUUUAAAACCCAAAGACACCAAGGUCUUCAGAGAUGAAGCAAAUAAUGGGGUUGCCCCAUUGCCUAUCAGAGAACCAUGCCAGCGCUCACCAGAUAACAAAGAGCAGGCAGUCAAACGGUUCACGUCCUUACGGAAAACCCGGAAAAGGAAACCUGAGAUGCAGCAACGCACCCGAUUGGCCCACGAGGUACUGUGCACCCUAAUGGCAGAGGUCACAGCCAUUAUAAACGCACAAUCAUUCCUACCUGUGUCUUCUGACCCAGAAAACCCCUUUAUACUUUCGCCAUCAACGCUCCUUACGCAGAAGGCAGGAGCACCUCCUCCACCAGGAGACUUCUCAGACAAGGAUUUGUACACAAAGCAAUGGAGACAAGUCCAGGCUCUGGCAAAUCAGUUCUGGCCUCGCUGGAGACAAAAAUAUCUACCUUUGUUGCAACAGAGACAAAAGUGGACAGAACCCCGAAGGAAUCUUCAAGUUGAAGACUUAGUCCUGCUCAGGGACAAGCAAGUCGCUCGCAACAGCUGGCCAACGGCCAGAAUCACUGUUACAUUCCCUAGCGGGGAUGGACAUGUCAGGAAGAUCGAAUUGAAGACUACCGACCAAGGCGAUGUGAAAAUUUACCAAGGGCCGGUUACAGAAGUUAUUCUACUUCUACCCAAUGACUGAUUAAGAGACUAAGUUUUGUACUCUGCUCAUUGUGACCUUACGAAGGUCAAGCGGGGAGUGUGCUGUCUUUACGACAGUUAUUUAGUUUAUAAUAUUUUCGCUUAGUAAUUCAUUCAAUAGUAUUUUCUAGUUAGAAUUAGAAGUGUUUAAAGUAUAUUCAUUGCAUGUAAAAUAUAUCGGCAUGCGAUGACGUCACAUCCGGUUUCGCCGCGUCUUGUGGGAAAACACCGGUUUGAAAUUAGCGCGAGGGUGGGGGCUUUCCACGAGGCUCACCUGAGCAGAAGCAGUUUUGCAGGCAUGAGAAAUCACAGUGAGAGCAACGCUGAAACGUGUGCGACUUUUGGUGGCCCACCUUUGAAUGCAAGCGCUCACCGUCUCCUUUACUGACCAGUCUGGGGCUGCACCAUGGCGCUCGGCGUGCACCUCCUGGCCUGUAUAUUCGGCAUGGGCUCGUGGAUCGCCAUCAAUGGACUCUGGGUGGAGCUGCCGCUCAUUGUGAAUGUACUUCCCGAGGGCUGGGACCUCCCCUCGUACCUCACUGUCAUCAUCCAGCUGGCCAAUGUGGGGCCUCUGUCAGUCACUCUCAUGCACAAGUUUGCACCAGGGAAGAUGAAGGAGAUUAUCGCCAUCUACAUCAUCAUCAGCAUUGGGAUAAUGGCUAGCUUGUUGAUGGUGUUCUUUUGGAAGGAAACCACACUCCUGGCGGGCAGAUUGCACAGCACAGCAUUUCUGAUCCUGACAUUUUUCUUAUCGUUGGUGGACUGCACCUCUUCCGUGACAUUCCUCCCGUUCAUGAUGAGGCUCCAGACCUCGUACAUCACCACCUACUUCAUCGGAGAAGGGCUGAGCGGCUUUCUCCCGGGUCUAGUGGCCAUCGGCCAAGGCGCAGGGAUGAUCAUGUGUGUGAAUGUCUCGAAGCCAGCCAAUGUGACCACGGAGAACAUCACUGAUGAGGCAGGUCUCUACCAGACUGAAGCCCGCUACGUGCCUGCCAACUUCUCCACUGAGACCUUCCUGGUUUUCCUCACAGUCAUGAUGGUCUUCUGCCUGGUGGCUUUUGCUCUGCUCACUCGAGUCACCUGCUUACCUCACAAGAAUCCCAGCGAAGAAGGGGUCCCCAAUCAAGUAGUUUGUGUCUCCACCACUGAAUCAGAAUCGAGCAAAUACAUCUCCAAGAGAGCAGCAGACGUCCAAAACCCUGGUAUGAACAACCUUCAGAAACAGGCCGCCAAUUCUGCGCGGGCAGCUGAUGCACAAAAUCUGACAAGCGGAGUGCUGGUGGGGUAUUCCAAGCAUCAGUUCCUCUUCCUUUACCUUCUGGUGGUCUGGGUGAAUUCACUGACCAAUGGCUUCCUCCCACCAGUGCAGAGUUACUCGUGUUUGCCCUAUGGAAACACUGCCUACCACCUGUCUGCUGCCUUGAGUUCCUUUGCUAACCCUGGCGCUUGUAUGAUUGCUUUAAUCCUGCCCAACAGGUCCUUAUUGCUGCUGGGAUCCCUGUCUCUGCUUGGGACGAUGUUUGGUGCCUAUAACAUGGCCAUGGCUGCCUUGAGCCCCUGCCCCGUGCUGCUGCAUUCUUCAGCUGGCCCUGCCCUGAUUGUCCUGUCGUGGAUUUUAUUUACUGGGACCUUGUCCUAUGUCAAGGUGAUGAUCGGAAUCAUUUUCCGUGAUGAGAGCCACAGCGCCCUGGUGUGGUGUGGAGCAGCAGUGCAGCUCGGUUCCAUGAUUGGAGCACUGACUAUGUUUCCGCUUGUGAAUGUGUUUGAGAUUUUCAAAACCGGGGACAGCUGCAGUACAAACUGCUCCCUCUAACCAAAAAGCAACGAAGGAGACUCCAGUGGUGAAGAAAGAGAGGGGAAAGAGCUUUGCUGCCAAUGAACUUACUGUUUCCAAGUCAUUAAAUAAUUUACAGUUCAGUCUCACAUGUACCUCCUUGAGAGCUACCUAUUGUCCUUUCACCUGUCAGAUUCCCUACUUAAAGGCUAAUUUCACUUUAGAAUAAAAUGCUGGAAACACUCAGAAGGCUAGGCAGUAUCUGUGCGGGGAGAAACAUAGUUAAGAUUUCAGAUUGGUGACCUAUUGUUAGAACCGAGAAGAGGUUAGGAAUGUAAGAGCAAAUGGAGCACACAGUGGAAGAUCUGUGCUUGGUUGGACAUCAAGAGGGUGCUGGCUGACAGAGGGAAGUGAUGGCUAGUCUUGUACUACUACAGAAAGCAGAUGACCUGCUUUGCCUUCUUUUGUCGAGGCAUUGCAUUGAAGAGUCAAGAAGUUAUGCUGCAGCUUUAUAAAACUCUGCUUCAAUCACACCAGGAAUAUCAGCUCAUCCCAUUAGAAUCAGAAUCAGGUUUAAUGUCAUCGGAAUAUGUUGUGAAAAAUGUAUACAAAAAAUAAAUAAGUAGUGAAAAAAGAGAGGAAAAAUACAGAGGAGGUGUUCAUGGGUUUGUUGUCCAUUCAGAAAUCUAUUGGGGGAAGAGACAAAGCUGAACUGUUGAGUGUGUUGUCUUCAGGCUCCUGUACCUCCUCCUUGAUGGUAGCAAUGUGAAGAGGGCAUUAGGGCAUUAGGGUUAGGAUUGAUGGGGGUCUUUAUCGAUUGAUGCCGUCUUCCUGAGACUUCGCCUUUUGUAGAUGCCCUGGAUACUGGGGAGACUAGUGCCCAUGACGGAGCUAGCUGAAUUUACAACUUUCUGCAGCUUUUUCUGAUCCUGUGGAGUGGCCUCUCCACACCAGACAUGAAGCAACCGGUUAGAAUGUUCUCCACGGUACAUCUGUAGACAUUUGUGAGAGUCUUUGGUGACGUACCAGUUCUCCUCAACUUUUAGCUGCUGUUGUGCUUCCUUUGUAAUUGCAUCAAUAUGUUGGGCGCCAGGAUAGAUCUUCAGAAACGUUGACACCCAGGGACUUGAAACUGCUCACCCUUUCCACUUCUGAUCUCUCGCUGAGGACUAGGGUGUGUUCCCAUGACUUUGUCAUUCUGAAAUCCGCAGUCACAUCCGUGGACUUACUGAUAGUGUGUGCAAGGUUGUUACUGCAACACCACUCAACUAGCUGAUCUAUCUCGCUCCUGUAUGCCCCCUUGCCACCAUCUGAAAUUCUGCCAGCUAUAGAUGUGUUGUUGGCAAAUUAAUAGAUGGUGCUUGAGCUGUGCCUGGCAACAUAGACGUGGCCACAUAUUACGGGAAGGGUGUGGAGGCUCUGGAGUGGGUGCAGAAGAGGCUUACCAAGAUGUUGCUUGGACUAGAAGACAUGAGCUAUCAGGAGAAAUUAGACGAACUUGUUGUUUUCCCUGGAGUGUCAGAGGCUGAGGGGAGAGUUGAAAGAUGUUUACAGAACUAUGAGAGACAUAGACAGAGUCUCUUUUUCCAGGGUCAAAAUAUCUAAUAAGAGAGGAAAUGCAUUUAAGAUAAAGGGGAAAGUUCAAAGGAGAUGUGCAGGCAAGAUUGUUCUACAGUGAACGCCUGGAAUGCAGUGCAUGGGGAGGUACUGGUAGAAAAUAUGAACCAGGUGUCUAAGAAGCUGUUAGACAGACACGUGAGCGUACAGAGAAUGGAGAGGUAUGUACGUUAUAUAGGCAGAAGGCCAGCACCCUGUCUAUCAGAAACUCUAUCUCUUCAGCAAACCUGUUCUUCUACUCCAAGGUCAUCCUGUUCUACAACAUUCCCUGGGACCCUGUCAUCUACUGUGAGAGGCUCACCUGGAUUCAGCCUUCCAAGGUGAAAGUCCAAGGCCCCCUGUUGUUCGGGGUUGACCGUGGAUAUUGCGUUCUGGGUGCCUACAUGGUGCACAAGCCAUGGCGGUACGUGACGGAGAGCAAGCCGUUGCCCGCACAGCAGGCUCCCUCUCUCCACACAGCCGAUGAAUCCAGAGGAACAGCAGAAACCGCUACAGCUUGACCCCUUUCGGCAUUGCAAGAGUCGCCAGUCAGUGUUGGACUCAGUGCAAGCCUGCCUUAGGAAUUCCAGCUCUGUAUUUUACUGCCAAAGCCUUCCCCAUGAGUGGGUAAGGCGGCGGAGGUUUGAGAUCAGAGUUUUCCUUCUCCUAGAUGGGAUACCAACCACGGCUGACAGGCCCCGUCUGCCCGAUUCCAAAAUGUAAAACCUAUUGAUUUUGAUGGAGAUGUCAGAAUAACCCAGAGUUCUUAGUUCUUCUGAAAGGAGAGGGGAAGGGAGGAUGUCACUUAGGACUUGUUGGGGAUUGUGCAAGAGGAUCCUUUGUAGACCGGUGGAGUGGAAGACAAGGUCAGGGAAAACCCUGUGCUUUUUCUGUGUGGGAGGAGAGGUACCAUAAGACUCUAAAACAUAGGAGCAGAAUUAGGCCAUUUGGCCCAUUGAGUCUGCUCCACCACUCAAUCAUGGCUGAUUCCCCAGUCCCUGUCUUCAGCCUUCUUCCCAUAACCUCUGAGGCCAUGGCCAGUCACAAGCCUGUCAAUCUCCAUCUUAAAUACACCCAGCGACCUGGCCUCCACAGCCUGGCCUCCACAGCCCGGCCUCCACAGACCCGGCCUCCACAGCCCGGCCUCCACAGCCCGGCCUCCACAGCCUGGCCUUCACAGCCUGGCCUCCACAGCCCGGCCUCCACAGCUGCCCGUGGUAACAAAUUCCUCAAAUUCACCUCCUCUGGCUAAAGAAAUUUCUCCAUAUCUCUGUUUUAAAUGGACGCCCCUCUAUCCUGAGGCUGUGCCCUCUUGUCCAUGGGAAACAUCCUUUCCACAUCCACUUUGUCUAGGCCUUUUAAAAUUCAAAAGAUUUCAGUGAGAUGCCCCCUCAUCCUUCUGAAUUCCAGUGAGUACAGUCCCAGAGCCAUCAAGCUUUCUUCAUAUGAUAACCCUUUCGUUCCUGGAAUCAUCCCUGUGAACCUCCUCUGGACCCUCUCCAAUGCCAGCACAUUUAUUUAGAUGAGGAGCCCAAAACUGUUCUCAAUACUCAAGGCGACACUUCACCAGUGCCUUAUAAAACCUCAGCAUCACAUCCUUGUUCUUGUAUUCUAGACCUCUUGAAAUGAAUGCUGUCAUGGCAUUUGCAUUCCUCACCACUGACUCAACCUGCAAGUUAACCUUUAGGGUUUUCUGCGCAAGGACUCCCAAGUCCCUUUGCAUCUCAGACUUUUGGAUUUUCUCUAUGUUUAGAACAUAGUCUGCAUAUUUAGGGUGAGAGAGAUGACUGGGAAGUUGACCAUACAUGUUAUUGGUCAAUUAUUAUUGUUACAUGUUGAUGCACCAUCAAUAACUCACUCUGAGACGUAAAGGCGAGAUAUCGGCUUUUAUUGACUGGAAGAAGGAACAAGCAGUGAGUGACCACCAUACUACAUCCUGGAGACUGAGAGGCCGGGCUCAGGCCUCAAUCGCCUUUAUACCGGGGUCUGUGGGAGGAGCCACAGGAGCAGUCAGCAGGGGGCGUGUCCAGACAGGUAUAUGUAGUUCACCACAUAUGUAUUGUGAUACAUCGAAAAAUCUUGCUUUGCACACUCCCAUACAGGGCAUUCCAAAACGCUCAUGGCACUGUAGCAUUGCCGUUAGCAUAAUGUUAUUACAGCACCAGCAAUCACUGAUCGGGGUUCAGUUCCUGCCGUGUUCCCACUGUGAUCACAUGGGUUCCCUCUGGGUGCUCUGGUUUCAACACAUGACCUCUGGCAUUAGACAUUUCAACCCUGGGACAAGAAUUACUGUCUGUCUACUCUGUCUAUGCCAGAGCUUCGCAAGAAGGUGCAGUCCAGCUGAGAAAUGAGUAAACUCCAUGGGGCAGCAAGCUGAACCGGCUCAUCUUAAACAGUUAUCCUUCCGUCAUUUCCUCCAUAUCCUCGUGCUAACCGCAGGCAAAGGUAGAGUAGACCGACAGUAUCUUCUUCCCAGGGAUGAAAUGUCUAAUAUCAGAGGGCGUGUAUUGCAGGUGAGAGGAGAUCGAUUCAAAGGAGAUAAUGAGGGGCAAGUUUUUUACAUAGGGAUUGUUGGGUGCUUGGAAUGCACUGCCUGUGGUAGUGGUGGAGGCAGAAAAAAUAGGAACUUUUAAGAAACAUUUAAAUAAACGCAUGAAUGUGAGGAAAAUGGAAGGGUAUGAAUAUUCUACAGGCAGAAGGGAUUAAUUUAGUUAAUCAUUUGAUUACUAAUUUAUUUGGUUCAGUGCAACAUUGUGGACUGAGGGGCUUGUUCCUGUGCUGUACCGAUCUAUGUUCUAUAAGAUAUAGGAGCAGAAUUAAGCUAUUUGGCUCAUCAUCUUCUCCACUGUUUCAUCAUGGCUGAUCUAUUUUCCCUCUUAGCCCCAAUCUCCUGCCUUCUCCCCACAUCCCUUCAUGCCCUGAGUAAUCAAGAAUCAACCUCUGUCUUGAACAUACCCAAUGACUUGGCCUCCUCAGCUGCCUGUGGCAACGAAUUCCACAGAUUCAUCACACUCUGGCUAAAGAAAUUCCUCCUCAUCUCUGUUCUAAAAGGUCACCCCUCGAUUCUGAGGCUGUGUCCUCUGGUCUUAGACUCCCCACCAUAGGAAACUUCCUCUCCACAUCCACUCUUUUGAGGCCUUUCACCAUCAAUACGUUUCUAACCCAUCUUCUUGAUCCCCCUUCCUCCUAUUGCUUUCACUCAUUUUAAAAAUGGUUUAAUUUUUUUUUAACUGCUUCCAAUUUUGAUUAAAG
Messenger RNA from Hypanus sabinus (Atlantic stingray), 8880 nucleotides. It is a transcript of the gene slc52a3-1, whose product is annotated as solute carrier family 52 member 3. The transcript is spliced from 5 exons. Gene Ontology annotation, biological process: riboflavin transport. The coding region runs from base 2665 to 4071 and encodes 468 amino acids. Gene Ontology annotation, cellular component: plasma membrane. Lineage: Eukaryota; Metazoa; Chordata; Chondrichthyes; Myliobatiformes; Dasyatidae. Gene Ontology annotation, molecular function: riboflavin transmembrane transporter activity. The record is from RefSeq and is a predicted model, not a curated record.